AUCGGGCCAUUUAAUAGCUAUCGAUAGACAGACACGCGCGACCUUCCCGUGCAGUAAUCGUACAUAUAAUUCGCAACCAUAUUGAUUGUUUGUAUUUUUCAUAAUCCAUUUCAAAAUGGCUGGCGAAUAUUUGGUCAAUUUAACAGGAGGUGGACCAUGGGGUUUUAGAUUGCAAGGUGGAAAAGACUUUGGAACAGCUUUAGCCAUUGCUCGGGUAACACCAGGUGGAAAAGCGGACUUAAAAGGUAUACUUGAAGGUGAUAUUAUAGAUGAGAUCAAUAACAAGCCUGUGGAGCAUCUCGUUCACAUGGAUGCGCAAAAUUUAAUAAAAGCUUCCCGAGACACACUGCAACUAAGACUGAUUAGAAAAAUUGGAAAUACUGCAAAAUCCAUGGGAUCUAAGUCGCCAAUAGUCAUUACAAACAUGACCCAAUCUGCUAACGUCGAUCACAAAUUCAAUGCAAAACCUAGACCAUUUGGUGUUCCAAGCUCAUCUAGUUCUAUUGUACAAGUAAAACCUACAUCAAAACCAGCAAAAGAUCCAGAUAACUUCGAUGACUCGGAAGUUUUAAAGAUGCUGAAGACAUCGAAAAUAAAUGAUUCCGGUUUGGAACCUUCUUCAUCAAAUCCACCUGAAGAUGAUCUUCCUCCGCCUCCGCCAGAAGCUUUUCCUUCAGAAUAUGAUCUACCAGCUGGACAGUCGAGAUCCUUCAAAUUGCUUCAAAAGCAUAUCGACCAAGGGGAGCCCCCUGCAAGUGUUUUCUCCCAGACAGACGGCGACAAAAACCGUGUUGCUCCUAUCUUGCGUCCUUACGUAGUAACUUCAAAUUCUCGUAUUAGCAAACCAAUGAAUACGAAAGAGCCACCCCCCUGUCCUCCGGGUGUCAAGCCCAUGCAAGUGUUACCAGCAGAAGUCAAUUUCACGCUACCUUCACAGGCAUUUAGGGCAGCCUAUGCUGAACGACGACAGCAAACACCUGCAUCGCAAUUUUCUAAAUACCAAGGAAAGUCGACAUUGAUUGAGAAAUUGUUCUCUUGUCUCUGUACAGAAUCAUUGGGAUUCAUUUCCUGCACCGACAAGCGGACAUCUGCACCUAAUGCAAAAGUUUUUCAAACAAUAAACAAACACGUGCGACCUUCCCGUGUCAUAAUUGCACAUCAUAACCGCAAUCGCAUUAAUUGUUUAUACUUUUUCAUAAUCCAUUUCAAAAUGGCUGGCGAAUAUUUGGUCAAUUUAACAGGAGGUGGACCAUGGGGUUUUAGAUUGCAAGGUGGAAAAGACUUUGGAAAAGCUUUAACCAUUGCUCGGGUAACACCAGGUGGAAAAGCUGACUUAAAAGGUAUACUUGAAGGUGAUAUUAUAGAUGAGAUCAAUAACAAGCCUGUGGAGCAUCUCGUUCACAUGAAUGCGCAAAAUUUAAUAAAAGCUUCCCGAGACACACUGCAACUAAAACUGAUUAGAAAAACUGGAAAUAGCGCAAAAUCCAUCACGUCUAAAUCACCAAAAGUCAAUUCAAAUAUGAACGACUCUACAAGGACUGAUCAUAAAUUCAAUGCAAAACCAAGACCAUUUGGCGUUAAGAGUUCAAAAAUUACAACUGGAAAAGGGAAACCUGUAUCAGAAACAGCAAAAGAUCCGGAUAACUUCGAUGAUUCGAAAGUCUUAAAAAUGCUGAAGAUGUCAAAAAUAAACGAUUCCAGUUUGGCAACUUCAUCGAAUCCACCUAAAGAUGAUUUUCCUUCACCUCCACCAGAAGCCCAUAUUUACGAAGAUAAUAUGCCAACUGGACAGUCCAGAUCUUUCAAGCUGCUUCAAAAACAUAUCGACCAGGGGGACACUCUUCCAGUUGUAUUAUCACAAACAGAUAGCAAUAGAAAGCGUGUAGCUCCUCCCUUGCAUUCUUACUCGGGAUCAUCAAAUUCACGAGUUGGUAAAUCUCUCGUUCAAAAACCAAUGAAUACGAAAGAUCCACCUCCCUGUCCUCCUGGUGUCAAGCCCAUGCAGGUGUUACCAUCAGAAGUCAACUUUACACGGCCUUCAGAGGCAGCUAGGGCAGCCUAUGCCGAACGACGACUGCAAAGCAUACAACCCAUACGCCCAGAUCCCACACCAUCUUCUCCUGCGUCGCAUACCUAUCGUUCACCGGCUGUACCCGCCCCUACUUCUAGGCCUAAAGCCCCAAGCCCAUGGACACCGUUAAAUACAGGAUCCCCUCAUUGUCAUGGAUGCGGACAAGUUAUUACAGGCUCAUUCUUAAGCGCUCUCGGUAGAAGUUGGCAUAUUGAACAUUUUAACUGCGCGGGUUGCAGGAAAUCACUUCAGAAUGAGGGAUUUCUUGAAGAAUCAGAAAACCUCUAUUGUGAAUAUUGUUAUGACAUGAAAUUUGCACCUCACUGCGUCGUAUGCAACGAGACUAUUUUUGGGCCAUGUGUGAAAGCCAUUGGUAAAAUGUUUCAUCCUGAGCAUUUCAUCUGCGCCCACUGUGGUAAGCAAAUCGCAAACGAGAGUUUUCAUUUGGACGGAGGUAAACCAUACUGUGCUCGGGACUACAAAGAAUUGUUCUGUGUAAAAUGUUGCGCAUGUAAUCAGGUCAUUAGUGGUGGAGAUCGUUGGUUAGAAGCACUCGAUAAACCUUGGCAUGCUGACUGCUUUAGAUGCGCAGUGUGUGGUAGCAAUCUAGAAUAUACGGGAUUCUACAGUAUGGGUACGCAAGCCGUUUGCCCACUACACGCCUGAGGCGGAGGCACGAAUUAUUUUAUUGAAUGUAAUAAGUGCACAUGUAGUUUGUCAGCUCAAAAUGUUUAUAGAUUUUUGAAGAAAUUGUGUAA
This is a messenger RNA of Xenia sp. Carnegie-2017, 2829 nucleotides long. RefSeq names its product PDZ and LIM domain protein 7-like. Lineage: Eukaryota; Metazoa; Cnidaria; Anthozoa; Malacalcyonacea; Xeniidae. The transcript has 16 exons. Gene Ontology annotation, molecular function: actin binding; muscle alpha-actinin binding. The record is from RefSeq and is a predicted model, not a curated record. Gene Ontology annotation, cellular component: adherens junction; filamentous actin; stress fiber. Gene Ontology annotation, biological process: muscle structure development; actin cytoskeleton organization. Bases 116 to 2737 code for a protein of 873 amino acids.